UCUUCAGAGUGACACAAUAGUAGAUCCAAGAUGGCGGAACAGGGAGCUGGGAGUUUACAUGGGGGAGACCUGCCGCUCAAUUACCAGGAGCAGGAGCUCAACGAUCGACUUAAGCGCCUCUACCCAGCUGUCAAUGAAGACGAGACGCCUUUGCCCCGAGCCUGGAGUCCGAAGGACAAGUACAAUUAUAUCGGCCUGUCGCAGAGCAACCUACGGGUGCAUUAUAAAGGUCAUGGGAAGAACCACAAGGAUGCAGCCUCUGUGCGAGCAACACACCCAAUCCCUGCAGCCUGCGGCAUCUAUUACUUUGAGGUGAAGAUUGUGAGCAAGGGACGAGAUGGGUACAUGGGAAUCGGCUUGUCAGCCCAGGGUGUCAACAUGAACAGACUACCAGGUUGGGAUAAGCACUCGUACGGUUACCAUGGUGAUGAUGGCCACUCAUUUUGUUCUUCUGGCACUGGGCAACCCUAUGGACCAACCUUCACCACUGGGGAUGUGAUUGGCUGCUGUGUUAACCUAAUCAACAACACCUGCUUUUAUACUAAGAAUGGACACAGCCUUGGUAUCGCUUUCACCGAUCUUCCUUCAAACCUGUACCCCACGGUAGGAUUACAGACUCCAGGGGAAAUCGUGGAUGCUAAUUUUGGGCAACAACCAUUUGUAUUCGACAUAGAGGACUAUAUGCGAGAGUGGAGAGCAAAGAUACAGAGUACCAUCAAACGCUUUCCAAUUGGUGACCGACUUGGUGAAUGGCAAGCAAUGCUGCAAAAUAUGGUAUCUUCCUAUCUGGUGCAUCAUGGGUACUGCUCCACUGCAACAUCCUUUGCCAGAGUGACAGAAACCAGCAUCCCAGAAGAACAGAACUCCAUAAAGAACAGACAAAGAAUACAGAAGUUAGUUUUAGCUGGAAGAGUAGGAGAAGCUAUAGAGGCAACACAGCAGCUAUACCCAGGACUCCUUGACCACAACCCCAAUCUCCUCUUCAUGUUAAAGUGUCGGCAGUUUGUAGAGAUGGUUAAUGGAACAGACAGUGAAGUUCGAUGUUUCAGCGCCAGAAGCCCAAAAUCCCAAGACAGUUAUCCUGGUUCCCCAAAUCUCAGUCCCCGGCAUGGAGCCAACAACUCUCACAUCCACAACACAGGAGCAGACAGUCCGACCUGCAGCAACGGAGUGGCCUCCAUAAAAAGCAAACAGUCCCACAGUAAAUACCCUGCUCUGAGCUCGUCUUCUUCUUCCUCCUCUUCCUCCUCCUCUCCUUCCUCAGUCAACUACUCCGAAUCUAACUCCACAGACUCUACGAAAUCACAACAGCACAGUAGUACGAGUAACCAGGAGAGCAGUGACAGUGAUAUGGAAAUGGAAGCUGAACAUUACCCCAACGGGGUGCUAGAAAACUCAUCCACCAGAGUUAUGAACGGCACAUACAAACAUGAAGAGAUCCUGCAGACAGAUGAAUCCAGCAUGGAAGAUGGGUGCCAGCAGAGGCAGUUAUGUGGGGGAAACCAAGCAGCCACAGAAAGGAUGAUUCAGUUUGGACGGGAGCUACAGGCUCUUAGUGAGCACCUAUGCAGAGAGUAUGGAAAAAACACAACACACAAAAAAAUGCUGCAGGAUGCUUUUAGUUUGUUGGCAUAUUCAGAUCCCUGGAGUUGCCCGGUUGGACAACAGCUGGAUCCCAUCCAGAGGGAACCCAUAUGUGCUGCUUUAAAUAGUGCUAUAUUAGAGUCUCAGAACCUGCCAAAGCAGCCACCACUGAUGCUGGCAUUAGGACAGGCCUCUGAAUGUCUCCGACUUAUGGCCCGUGUUGGUUUGGGUUCCUGUUCUUUUGCCAGAGUUGAUGAUUAUUUGCACUAGCCACCAACUUGAGACAGAGGGAAACCCACCCAAAAGCAUCAGAAUUUUCUCUUUCCUGUCCCACUAGCCAUCUUUUCCUUUCCUUCUCCCUGCUACUUCAGGACCCUUUUGAUUGACAAUCUUUACACAUCUGCCCAAUUUGACUCGCGCCUUGUCUCAUGUGCCAUGCUGCAGAUAAAACUGUGCUGAUGAAAUCAUUGCAUGACUCAUCUGUGACGCCUAGGCAGUGAUCGGGAUUUCCAACAUUACUUUUAUGGAACAUUAAGAAAGUUCUGCUCAGUUGUUGAUCCUAGCCCAGGAAUACUUGGGCUUAUCACCAUUUUAAUGCUUCUUCUAUGCCUAGCCUAUAAAUCAUAUCGGCUGGUGACAACAAUAUGUGGAUGGUAGCUAUCCACUUAUAAACUGCCCUUUAGACACAUACUGUGAUAUCAAAAUCCCCUGGACUAGUGGUUCUCAUAUUAACUGGGUUAUCAUGGUUGAAGUGCAGAAUGGCAAAGACUAUUUGUGUUUUGGUGAAAGGGUUAUAUGAGCAGUGGAGCAGAGAGCUGCUAACCAAACUCUUAAGCUGCUAACUUCUUGCCUCUCCAUAUUUGGAGAACAUAUGGUGCCGUUUCUUUGGAUAGUCUCCAUUCAGACUGAUCAGAGGAAAGGUAAUAAUGUACUUUGUAGACACAGAGCUAGUUCAGCUUGAGGAGUUCUGUUCCUAGCCACAGACGCAUUGAAUACGUUUUUUUUUUUGUUUUGUUAGUUUGUUUUUUUAAUAUUGAAGCAACAGGUAUCUUAUUUUUUUUCUUUUUACAUUAUAAAUACACCCUCAAUUUUUGGGUCAGAUAAUAGAAACUUAUAUGUCCACAAGGUUCCUAGAGACAAUAAAUGAAAGUGCUAUCAACAAUUUACACAUUUAAAUGUUACAUUUUUUUCUUAUGUUACCUGAUUUUUAUUUUGGGAGAAGUGUCUCCUAUAUGGCACAGAGGGAUUGCUUUUUUUUAUUACUUUUUUUUUUAUUUUAAUCACUGUUUUUUCUGACUUUUGAGGCUUGAUGGUGAGUCAUUCAAUUCAGUUUGUAUUUUAACCCUUUGUCUACCAAAAAGCCAAAGCAAAAUCUGUUAGGAAUGAGAGUUUCAUCCUUAAAAUCGGCACCUAUUCCAGUACUGCUCAUUGGAACCAGAAAAUCUAGUGGAUCAGAAGAGCUCCUUAUAAACAGGCAACAUGCUACACGCAUGGCAAAGCAAACUGCAUAUAUUCUUAUUUGCGUCUGGUAUUUUUAAAGACAAUUUUUAUGAUUUGAUGAUGAUUAGUGUUGCUUUAUUUUAUUUAAUGUUUUGGAAGAUAAUAAAUUGGUUUUAUUAAUGCAUCUGGCAGCAAAGAGGUUGAUUAGAAAAUAACUGGGAUAUUUUUUUUGUGUUACAUUGUCUGAAAUUAUAUGAAUUUUUGAUAUAAUGUGAAAAAAAUUGUAAGUGGCAAAAAAAAAAAGUUUAUGAAAUAUACAGCCACAGCUCAAUUGCAAUCCACAGGAAUACGUGAACAGAAUGAAAUACUUUUUAGAGCUGGAUUAGUCAUCUUUUAUACAUAAUCUGUUGUCCCUUACCAUAUUGUACAAGCUUUGGGGAGUAUUCUAGUAGUGUGCACUAACAUCAAUUUAAUGUCAUAGUAUUUUGGUGUUUUGCAAGUAAAAAAAUAAGUUGGCAAGUGUGGUAAGGUAAGAUUACAAAAGUCCUGUUUUUCAGCCAUCAGUUUAAUUAAACAUCUUAAUUUCCCCCCUAACAUAAUUUUUUUUAUUUAAGCUUUUCAUUUGUCUAUUUUUCCAACUCACCUUUUCCAAUUUUCUGUCACUUUUUGUGAGAGUGAUUGAAGAGCUUUUCCUUGGGCCAUUCCCCCCGCCCCAAUUCAGAAUUUGUGAUAGAUGCUCAAUGCGAGCUGGUGAUAGCCUUCUUAUUUUCAUAAGUAAGAAAACAAAAACACAAAAAAUCUAUAUUAUAUAUAAAUAUCUAUAUCUUCACAGUAUUUAACUUAGUUGUAGAGACCUGAGCUUUUUGUUCUCCUUUUCUUAGGGGAUGAUUGAGCUCAGAAUGUCACUUUUAUUUCAAAUCCAUACAUUAAAGAGAUUAAUCUCUUCA
Messenger RNA from Bombina bombina (fire-bellied toad), 3971 nucleotides. RefSeq names its product RAN binding protein 10 (gene RANBP10). Gene Ontology annotation, molecular function: protein binding. The record is from RefSeq and is a predicted model, not a curated record. The coding region runs from base 31 to 1854 and encodes 607 amino acids. The transcript is spliced from 14 exons. NCBI's taxonomy places the organism in Eukaryota, Metazoa, Chordata, Amphibia, Anura, Bombinatoridae. Gene Ontology annotation, cellular component: cytoplasm. Gene Ontology annotation, biological process: cytoskeleton organization; cell surface receptor signaling pathway.